Messenger RNA from Seminavis robusta, 2694 nucleotides. The record is from the annotation of a GenBank genome assembly. NCBI's taxonomy places the organism in Eukaryota, Bacillariophyta, Bacillariophyceae, Naviculales, Naviculaceae.
UUUGAAGAAUCAAGUCUCCAACAUGACAGGCUCCUCUUGUUUGGUUAUUGGUUAUGCUGGAACUGUGGCAGCGAGCUUCUUACGUUCGAUUGAACCGGUUGACUCUUCUUCCAAUCCAUUCCGUUCGACGCACUACUGUUUGACGCACUACAGCUGUAGACUACUUCUUCGGAACAGCGGCAGUUUUUCUUGCAAGGGCAUCCAUACUCCGUGUAAACAUCGAAUCUCCAUUCGCGCCAAUUCUUUGAAAAUAAGCGCCAGGUGUGCUUACCAGACCACAACUAUGCAUCACUGCAUGCCCUCCUCACCCCAGUUGCAGUUGCAUAAAGCGAAAGCUACCACUACUACUAGUAGUACUAAAGAGGAGUCAGAAAAGGUAGUAAGCUUAGGCAAAGAAGAGUGGAAACCACAGCUAUCACAACUGUUUCUACCGUAGUUUUAACAGGAAUCUAUAGCUCGCUUGCUACCGCUACCGCAACUCUAGCUAUUUUAUUUUUAAAAAAUAGAGUGGGGAAGUUAUCUUCCGUACGGAAUCCAGCUGCAUCCAGCCCACAGCCAGAUUGAUCUGCCACCAAGCACUGCUGACUGCUCCCUUACCAGGUACCAGGUAUUAGCUUACAUGUACCAUGAAACGAAAACGAAAACGAACGUAUACUGAAGACAAAAAACAGGGAAGAAACCUUAGGCAGAAAAAGAAGAGACGGAACAAACGAAGAGCCAAAGCCAUGCACCAUGCCCUCCAAAACACACUAAAGUGUAUGGGUAAAAACGAGUAUGUUGCCUUCAACGCAGACAGAUCGUGCCCUGUAAUGGAGAAAGAGAGAGAGUGUAAAUGGUGCGAUCACCGAGCCAGUGAAGGGGCCAAAAAGGACUGUUUUGUGUGUGGACCAGUUAGUCUGCAGAAGCGAAGUCAUGGCAUCAAAGACCUCGAAUUCAAACCGACUCUUCAUUACAAGAAUGUUGACACUGACAAAGGUUGCCAUUUUGUCCAAUGCGCUUCUUGCAAAAUCUUCCAAUGCAUGCGUUGCUAUUCUGGAUUUAUGGAAGCAAUGAAACAGAGCAAGGACGGAAUCCACGACGACACGGUGGCACGGAGUGUCAAAGUUUUGACGGUUGACUUGCCCCAGCUACUGAAAGACAAACCCAAUCAGCAGCACAUCAUUCAAAUUGAGCCCCAUUUAAUGACAUGCUGUACUCAGAAGAAGAAGUUUUCAGCAUUCUUCAAAGAGAGUAAAUGCCUCAGAGGUAGUGAGACCGAAUGGGAACUAAAACUAUUGGGCCCGGACACCAACAACCAACAGACCGAAACACAUCGAGAAACAUGUCGAAACCAAGAGAGCACGGAACAUGCCGAACCGGUUCCUCCCACGAUGGGAUACAUGGUGAUGGAAGAAGGAAUCGCCAUUGCUCCCGACUUUACAUGCACGCAUCUACAUGCCUUGGCAGGAAAGCAUGCCUGUGGACACUUGGUAAUCAACCACCGCGAAGCCCUGCGACUCAACGAGGAAAAGCUCUCUUUUGAAGGCAAAUUAACCGAGGCCGCAUGUGUACGCACGCAAACAUUGAAGAUUCUCAUGCCAGGUACAGGGCCAAGGGGGGAACGUGAAAUGAAAACAAAAGUUCAGGUAGUGGUUUUGAACAAGCCCAAAACACCAAUUCACUUGACAAAGGGUUCAAUGACGCUUGAAGGGUUGAAGCCCAUGGCUGUUAAAUCUAUAGUCUGCUUUGACUCCGAGUACUCAACAAAAUUGAAGAACGAAGGCGUGGAUGUCUUGGCUGUGUUUUCGUCCAGUGGAAUGCUUCUCUUUGGAGGAUUGUUUGGUGAUGCCUUUGACACCAAACGGUUCAAAAAAGGUGAUCACGGCAGUGGAAUCUUCUUGGAUCUGUGGAGUUGCCUUUCAGGUUCAAAGAAACAUGAGAAAAAGCGAACAGGUGGGGCCAAUGGAUUGGCUAAGGAGCACAUGUUAGAUGUUAUCUACAUGAUGGGCAAUCCAGGAGUGACUGGCGGUCGGGAGAAAAGGGCAGUGGCUCACACCAUCAUGGGUACGGAAGUCAAGGUCAGUUACUUCAGUACGAAACAGCAUAAGAUGGUACACUUCAAGUAUAGUGUUGCCAAGCCAGGUGGGCAAUUGGUGCUCACACAAAAUCAGUAUCAAGGCCUUCAGGAAAACACAAAGGGUUGGGUCAAACAGUUUGUCUUGAACAAGGCAUUCACGGCGGAGUUGUUAAGGUCACUGAAUACAAGUGAAGAAUUUAAGAGAUUGCUUGGUUCUGGUGUGUCGUUUGCUCGUGAUGUACAGAAUGUCCAAUCUGCAUGCAACGAUGCCGCUGGUAGAUAUGCAGCCAAGCAAAAGGGCGAGGGUCGGCUUGAGCCCCUGCAGGACUUGUUUGUGGAAUAUCUUGCCCGCAGUUGCAUAUUUACAAUUCUGGCUCACCCUGUUGGCUGGCAUAAGGACCGCGCAGGCCAUCAAGUGAAUGGGCACAAAGUUUUUGUGGAGAACAAGGAAUUGUUUGUUCUAACCGACCCUCCUCCUGUUUUUGGACGCUAUGGUCGUGGUGGUUGUCCAAGUGGAGGCUGCGUUGGGGCCAUCAUUGACCACACAUGGCUGCAAGUAUUGGAGGCAGUUGCCAAUGACGAGGGUCUUGCUUGAAGCAUAGGACUACUAGUAAAGUAAAUCGACUUUUUAACGACAC